This is a messenger RNA of Mirounga angustirostris (Northern elephant seal), 4968 nucleotides long. RefSeq names its product zinc finger DHHC-type palmitoyltransferase 21 (gene ZDHHC21). NCBI's taxonomy places the organism in Eukaryota, Metazoa, Chordata, Mammalia, Carnivora, Phocidae. Gene Ontology annotation, molecular function: protein-cysteine S-palmitoyltransferase activity. The coding region runs from base 748 to 1386 and encodes 212 amino acids. Gene Ontology annotation, cellular component: endoplasmic reticulum; Golgi apparatus. The transcript is spliced from 8 exons. The record is from RefSeq and is a predicted model, not a curated record. Gene Ontology annotation, biological process: peptidyl-L-cysteine S-palmitoylation; protein targeting to membrane.
CCAGGGGACAUCCCGAACGCGUUAGCGGAAGACAGGGGCCUGCUGGCCAUUAUCCCUGAAGGAGGAGGGAUACUUGCAGUCCUUACGGGAAGGCCCCUCUGCGGUCCCCCAGCGAGCGGGACGGUGAGGGUGUGGGGACGGAGAAGGACGGCCCGGGCACCGCUGGGAAGGUGGCAGCGCGGAGGGCGGAGGCGCCAAGGUGCGUCAGGUACGAGUGUUCCGGGGGCGGCGGGCCCGCGCCGCACGCGGCCUCGGGCCGCGGCGCAUCUCCUCCCGCCCGCGGCGCGAUUUCUGCUCUUUCGGCCCUCGGCGGCCCCCAUCGCGGCCCCCAUCGCGGCCCCCAUCGCGGCCCCCAUCGCGGCUCCCGGGGGCCGAGCGGGGACGGCGGCGGCCGGUGGCUCCAGCGCGCGGGCGGGCGCACACCCACCCCGCCGGCCCCGGCGCUCCGGCUCCCGGAAGCGGAAGGGAAGCGCGGCCCGGCCUGGGCGACGGCGGCGCCGGAGGAGGCGGGGGAAGAGCGGCUGGCGGCCGCGAGAGCAGCGGCGGCGAGAGGCGAGCCUGCCGGCGCCGAUUCUCAUGGAGAACUGUUACUGAGGAGAGAUCCAUUUGCUGGGAUGUAACUAAAAAAGGAAUGAAUCAAGAUAAAACCUCUAAAUGCAAGCACCAGAAAAAUUACAACACAUCUUGGUGAAUUUGCAAGUGGAUCGUCUUUCCUUGUGGGUUGGCACGCAGUUGUAGGACUGCAAAAUGGGUCUCCGGAUUCACUUUGUUGUUGACCCACAUGGUUGGUGCUGCAUGGGUUUGAUUGUCUUUGUCUGGUUAUACAAUAUUGUUUUAAUUCCCAAAAUUGUCCUCUUUCCUCACUAUGAAGAAGGACAUAUUCCAGGCAUAUUAAUAAUAAUAUUCUAUGGCAUUGCCAUAUUUUGUCUGGUUGCUUUAGUGAGGGCCUCAUUUACUGAUCCAGGAAGACUCCCCGAGAACCCUAAGAUUCCACACGGAGAACGGGAGUUCUGGGAAUUAUGUAACAAAUGUAAUUUGAUGAGACCAAAGCGUUCCCAUCACUGUAGCCGCUGCGGCCACUGUGUUAGGAGAAUGGAUCAUCACUGUCCGUGGAUUAACAAUUGUGUGGGUGAAGAUAAUCAUUGGCUUUUUCUGCAGUUGUGUUUCUACACGGAACUUCUUACUUCCUACGCUCUGAUGUUUUCUUUCUGCCAUUAUUAUUACUUUCUUCCAGUAAAAAAGCGUAACUUGGACCUCUUUGUUGUUAGACAUGAAUUGGCCAUAAUGAGACUAGCUGCCUUUAUGGGCAUUACUAUGUUAGUUGGAAUAACUGGACUUUUUUAUACUCAACUAAUUGGCAUCAUCACAGUUAGUGUUGUGUGUUGACUUACAUCUAUGGAAACAUGGAUUUGGCUUUCUUAUCACAUGACCUCCACUGCCCGCCUCCCAUCUCACUGCUUGGAUGCUGGUUUUGUUGCUGUCUGUCAUCGUAGAGACUUUGUUCAGAGGUCUCUGGACCGUGGCAGAUGGUUCCUGGAUAAAGUUGCCUAGAACAAUCUGUAUGGAAGGGCUAGACUGGUGGCUUCCCUUUGGGGGAAUCAGGCAGGUAUCUUGUCAUUUUCUGGGCAGCUCACAAAUGUCAGUAUUUUUAUGGUGUCUCUUUUGGGUUGGCCAAUUUCCCUAAAGAGGAGUCCUACAGUCUCUUGCUUGGGAUGCAUAAAUCUGGUUGCCAGCUCUCUCAAAGCCAAGUUGGGCAAGCAGCUGGGAGUCUCCCCUUCUUGUUUGGGAGUCUCCCCUUCUAGCUUGGGAAUCUCAUCUUCUAGUGUGUAGAUUUCCCCUUAACCCUUGGCGCCCCUGACAUAAGCUGUGCUUGGUCUUUCUAAGCCCAGAGUUCCUCAGGCUUAGCCCCUCUAAGAUUAAACCACAGGGCUUCUGGGUGGAGAGGGUAUUUACCUGGCUGUGUGGGGAAGGUAAGUAGAUCCAGGGUUCAGCAACUUCUUAUACAUUCAAUGAAUACUGUUUUCAGCCUCUCCCACCCUGCCUUCCAUGGCAUCCAAUCCCCUGUUUCUUGAGUCCUCUGGGUUCUGCAAUGAGAUCCACUUUGUUGCUUGGCUCCCCCACCCUGCAGGCCCUCAGCCAUUUCUGGUCUGCUAGGUUGGGCACCAUACAUCUGCUUUCCACAUUCCAAAGUUUUGUUGAAAUACUUUACCACGUGUCAGCUUCUCUACUCUUUGUCCUUGUGGGUUUAUGCAUCUUUAUAAAAAAAUCCUUUUUUAAAAAAGAUUUAUUUAUUUUAAUGGGGGUGAAGGGAAGGGAAGAAGGAGAGGGAGAAUCUCAAACAGACUCCCCACUGAGCAUGGAGCCCAAUGCGGGGCUCGAUCUCACGACCCCGAGAUCAUGAUCUGAGCUGAAAUCAAGAGUCAGACACUUAGCUGACUGAGUCACCCAGGUGCCCCAUAUUUACAAAUCCUUUUUAUAGCCUUUUAGUAAGUUUUUAUGAGGGAGCAGAGAGAUUACAUCUUCAUUUGGUCCCUUUUAACUUGGAGCCAUAAGUUACACUUUGAAGGACGAUUUAAGGGUGAAGACAUGGGGGCAUGAAAAAGGCAUUUUUAGGUAAAGGAAAGCAAGGCCACAAACAUGCGUUCUGAAAGGGUAUGGUAUCAUGUUUGGGAAAUGGGGGUCACAGUUGGCUAGAGUGUAGGGUGUACUGGAUGGGGGGUGGGGUGGGCUGAGGCAGGUAGACAAGGCCCCUGUGGUAGACUGGUUGCAAAAAUGGCCCAAAUUAUUUUUCUCCCUCAAUGCACAGUCCUUACAAUGUGACUUUGCAGCUUCUUCCAUUAGGGGGGAGAGUCUAGGCCCCAACCCCAGAAUCCGGGUCGGCCUUGUGGUGACUUUGGUCAAUAGAAUGUGGCAGCAGUGAUGAUGUACAGUUCACCCUAGGCCACAAGGGGCUUUGCAUCUUCCACUCACCAUCUUGGAAUGUGCCUAGGUGCCGUGAGAACAAAAUCCGUUAGCCUGUGGGAGGAUGAGAGUCAUGUGACCCACCUCACUUCACCCCAGCCAGUCCCCAAAGCAGCCACUCAACUGACUUCUAGCUGACCGCACGGACAAGGGAGCCCAGCUGAGACCAGAAAAAGCACCCAACAGAGACAUGUCUAAGGGUCCAACAACUUAGUUGUUCAGAAUUCUGAGCUAAAUAUGGUUGUUCUCAGUGAUGAUGUUUUGGGGUGGUUUGUGACUCAACUAGAGCUAAUUGAUGAUACGCCCAAGUAGAAAUUUGAAGAGGCAUCGUGAGGCCAAGGAGAAACUACUGGUUAGAAUUACAGGAUCAGAUUCUAGUUCUUCCUUUGCUACUAACUAGUUCUGUGUCCUUGGGCCAGUCACUUAACCUUAGCCCCGCCAUCUAAUUAAAGACACUGGAAGGUAGACCACAUAAGUGGUUGUCAAGCUUCUUUGCAAAGUAAGCCACCCAAGAGCUUGUUAAAAAGAGCCAUUCUGUCCCCAGUCUUAUAAGAUGGAAAACAACUAUAAUUUUAUUUAGUUCCCUGGUGACUCAGAUAAAGCCAGGCCCGCCGGUGUCUCACACACCACUGUACCGUGAGAUCGUCAGGGUGUCUUCCAGGCUGAAAAUGGUGGUGAGCUGCCCUCCCUUCAGUGGGUUUUGCUGUGGCUUUAGAUGCUCGUCCAUCAGGGUGCCUAGGUUCCUUCCUCCCACGGGGAGGCGUCUCUCUUUGACCGCCCACCCUCCAGCCCACUCCACUCCCAUAGGCUCAGACGGCUGCCUACAGCUCCCCAUCUCCCCCCUCAGCAGCUGUCAGUUCAGAGCUCUUCAAGAACUCUUCAUUCUUCAGGAAUGAAUGAAUGAAUGAAUGAAUGAAUGAGCUGUCUUUAUCCCUCAGCCUUAAAGGGGAGCCCCUUCAGCAUUCUCAGGUCCUUUGGAUUCUCUGAUAGACAACGGCAGGUUUCCAGCAUUCUUUGACUGGUUUCCAGUGUCUGGUGACUGGUGGCCCAGGCCGUGUCACACCCUGGUCCAUCAGCUGUUGUCUUAGGUUCCGUGAAUCCAUGUUUUAAAAAGACCUCAGUCUCCUGCCCCUUGACAUAACUCAUUUCCCAUCUGGAAUGUUCUUCCCACAGGCCCACGUCUCCCAAACUAGGGUGUCUCCUGGGUAACCGUUUUACCAUGGAUACCAGUGGUUCUAGCUCUCAAAUCGAAUAACAAGCCUUGGUCUAAGCCUUCCUGUCAUUUAUUCUCAAAUCACAUUUCGCAUGUGUGGUCGGGGGAGGGGGAAGGAGAAGGAAGACUUUCCAUAAACUGCAUCCAUAUUGUAUGCUCCCCCCUCCUAUCCCAGAAAAAAAUAAAUAAAUAAAUGAUCUCAGGACAUCAGACAAAAGCUGUAAGGCAGAUGGCAAAACCAAACCCAGCCUUAGGACAGUGGGUGGGGUUUGCAAGAGGCAGGCCUCCUAGCAGCUUGGGGAGAAGAGACACCCUUUGUCAUCCUGGGUGACCCUACAGUCUGACGGCAUCUGGUCCUAAAUGCUCCCCUUCUUUCUGGAUUCCCUUCUGCACCAGGAGCCAGCUCCUCCAGGGGACAGUGAUUAGCAAAGCUGAACAAUUUGCAGAUCGGUUCUACAUCUUAUUUAGGAUUUAAAAACUAGUGGGGGUCAAUACUGUUAAUUUAACACUUUUUGUUGUAAAGCUAGGGUGAUUUAUCUGAUAACACACAUGUGGCAUAAUGCACUCGGAGGCUCGUAGCAACUCACCGUGUACUCAGCCAGCAGGGCUAAAAUAUAUAACUUGUUAACUUCAUUUCUUUGAAAUACAAUAUUCUAGCAAUAAUCUUGGCUUUUUUUCAUACUUGAAAAUAAACAACUCCGUUUCUUCAUUGUUUGGCCAUGAGCUAAGGUUCUGUCUCACUCAUGGAUCUUUGGAUAGAUCUUCGCUAGCAAUUUGAAGAUGAGCCAGCCUUG